UCACCAAAGACAGCACAAGAUAUUCACCACGAAUUAGCCCAGUUCAGUUCACAGCAAUGGCUGCUUUCGCCGCUGUGGUUGCCAUUGCCGUCCUCGUCCUUGCAACGGUCGCCGACGCAGCUUCGACGCCGGCGGCCGCGGCGACGACGACGACCAAGAGUGCACCGGUGAUCUACAUUUUCGGGGACUCGAUGUCCGACGUCGGGAACAACAACUACCUCCUCUUGUCCCUCGCCAAGUGCAACUACCCCUGGUACGGCAUCGACUACAAGACCGGCUACCCCACCGGGAGGUUCACCAAUGGCCGGACCAUCGGAGACAUCAUGGCUGCUAAGUUUGGCGCCCCGCCCCCGGUGCCUUUCCUCUCCCUGUACAUGACCGACGACGAGGUCCUCGGCGGCGUCAACUUCGCGUCCGGCGGCGCCGGGCUCCUCAACGAGACCGGCAUUUACUUUGUUCAGUACCUGUCGUUCGACAACCAGAUAUCGUCCUUCGAGCAGAUCAAGAACGCGAUGAUCGCCAAGAUCGGCAAGAAGGCCGCCGAGGAGACUGUCAAUGGCGCAAUAUUCCAGAUCGGGCUCGGGAGCAACGACUACGUCAACAACUUCCUGCGGCCGUUCAUGGCGGACGGCAUCGUGUACACCCACGACGAGUUCAUCGGCCUCCUCAUGGAGACCAUGGACCGGCAGCUCACGAGGCUGUACGAUCUCGGCGCGCGCCACAUCUGGUUCAGCGGGCUGGCGCCGCUGGGCUGCAUCCCGUCGCAGCGCGUGCUCUCGGACGACGGCGAGUGCCUGAACGACGUGAACGCGUACGCCCUCCAGUUCAACGCCGCGGCCAGGAACCUGCUGGAGGGGCUGAACGCCAAGCUGCCCGGCGCGCGCAUGUCCCUCUCCGACUGCUACUCCAUCGUCAUGGAGCUCAUCGACCACCCCCAGAAAUACGGGUUCAAGACGUCGCACACGUCGUGCUGCGACGUGGACACGACGGUGGGGGGCCUGUGCCUGCCGACCGCGCAGCUCUGCGCCGACCGCAAGGACUUCGUGUUCUGGGACGCGUACCACACCUCCGACGCCGCCAACCAGAUCAUCGCCGACCGCCUCUUCGCCGAGAUGGUGGGCACCGGCGCCGUGGCGCCCGGCAACGGCACGUCCCCGCCCCGCGUCGUCGGCGCGCCGGCGCCCACCCGCGUCGCGCCGCCGCGCAAGCCUUGAUCACCCACGCCUUUUUGUGUGGCAACUCCGACUCGUGUCCCGUUAGUCGGCGCUGUUCCAGAAAAAACAAUUGCAUGAUAGCACCUGUGUUUGAUGAGUUAUUAUUCCACGUGGUAGAAGAGAGCAAGGUGAAAUCGUAGUAUCGCCAUUGUAAUACAUUUUUUUCUUUGGAAAAAGCAUGAAACGAUGUCCCAAAUCUUCAAGAAUCCUAAUUUUGCACGA
Panicum hallii is the source of this 1436-nucleotide messenger RNA. RefSeq names its product GDSL esterase/lipase At5g37690-like. Gene Ontology annotation, molecular function: hydrolase activity, acting on ester bonds. Lineage: Eukaryota; Viridiplantae; Streptophyta; Magnoliopsida; Poales; Poaceae. The transcript has 6 exons. The coding region runs from base 57 to 1214 and encodes 385 amino acids. The record is from RefSeq and is a predicted model, not a curated record.